CUCACGGGUCGUUCCCUCCUGGCAGACUAUUAUAGUUCGUGAUGGCUUGACCAACAUCUCGCCCUGUGCUCUGGCGAAUGGAAUGCACGAGCUGCUUUCUUGCUCUGGCGGAAAGAUCUUUAUUUAUAUUGACUUGGAUAUUUAUAUACUUUUUUGCCUCCCAUUUCUAUUUUCCCAUUUUCCCAUUUUCCCUCACCGCACCGUCCACCUCGCCCGUCCCCCGCCGCGGUUCCUCUUGCCCCCCGUGCCAGAGAAAGACUCUUGUAUCUCUUUCAUUUGAAUACAACGAGGAUUUCUCCAUUCUUCAUUCUCCAUUCUUCGUUCUUCUUUCUGACCCCCUCCUGUCCUUUCCCCCUCCCACCAACUUGCGGUCAGAGGCGACGACGGUCCCUACCAGCACCAGCGUGACGAGCGAAGUUGCGAGGACCUCGGCGACGACACCAUACGGGAUUCGAAUCUCUUCGCAGCGUCCACUCACUACUUACUUACCAUUCACCAUUCACCAUUCACCAUUCACCAUUCAACGUCCUCAUCCACCUCCCCCUCUCUCCCGGCCUUUCCGCCAAUCUUUCGUGGCGCGACUCGCUGCUUUCUGGGUAUUCGCCUGCCAAGUCGUCUUCAAGAGGAGGAGGUUUCGCCGGCACGAGUUCCACAUAUUAUAGAAUUUUUCUGCCAGAUAAUCCACCGCUGUCUCGACCACGUCGCAGAGUCACAACCCAUCUCUACUUUCCCAACUACGAGACCCGCGGACUUCGAGGUCAGGACAUCAAGACCUUC
Amorphotheca resinae ATCC 22711 is the source of this 777-nucleotide messenger RNA. RefSeq lists its product as hypothetical. Bases 78 to 662 code for a protein of 194 amino acids. The record is from RefSeq and is a predicted model, not a curated record. Lineage: Eukaryota; Fungi; Ascomycota; Leotiomycetes; Helotiales; Amorphothecaceae. The transcript has a single exon.